Molecule: messenger RNA, 2545 nt
Organism: Monomorium pharaonis (pharaoh ant)
Lineage: Eukaryota; Metazoa; Arthropoda; Insecta; Hymenoptera; Formicidae
Product: acyl-CoA synthetase short-chain family member 3, mitochondrial
Exons: 13
Coding region: 217-2268 (683 amino acids)
Source: RefSeq, a predicted model, not a curated record
CAUAUUUGGCUUUCAACUUUGAAGGAACGGGUUUAGUUUUCUGCAAAACACGUGUCCUAACACAUCUUCCCACAAGUGCAUCUCUAGUAAAAUUAAAUUCCUGUCACACCGUGGAUGGACCCCACUCUGUGGACACAGAGACGUUACUGUUAUUACAGACUGUAAUAAGCACUUAUUGUGUUUGGACAUUAUUGCUCGGAUUGACACAGCCACAUAAUGCUACAUCAGAUGAAUCCUGAUUUCUUGGACGCCAAGUCCGACAACUCAGGAAAAACGUGCCUGGAGUCGUGCAUCGUGCGUCCAAGGAUAUCCCGAAAAAGCGACGAUUACAUUAUGACCCCCCAUUGGAACGAGUGUCCUAUGUACGAAGAAGCGUAUAAGAAAUCAUUGGAGCAUCCGGAAGAAUUUUGGGGCGAGAUCGGUGGUUGUCUCAACUGGAGCAAGCCUUGGCAUAAGGUCCUCGACAAUUCCAACGAACCGUUCACGAAAUGGUUCGUCGGCGGUGAACUGAACGCCUGUUACAACGCGGUAGAUCGACACGUGCGCGCCGGAUACGGGGAGAAGACGGCCCUCAUCCACGACAGUCCCCAAACAUCGUUAAUACGCAAAGUGACGUACAAUGAGCUCCUGGAAAAGACGUCAGUGUUGGCGGGCGGAUUGGCAGACCUGGGUGUGCGCAAAGGGGACAGGGUGAUUAUAUACAUGCCGCUGAUCCCUGAGACUAUAAUCGCAAUUCUCGCCACCGCCAGGCUCGGGGCGAUUCACUCGGUGGUCUUUGGAGGCUUCGCAGCGAACGAAUUAGCGUCUCGAAUAGACCACGCCGAGCCGAAGGUGGUUAUCGCCGCGACUUGCGGCCUUGAACCGUCCAAAGUUGUUAAGUAUACUACUAUGCUAAACGGCGCCAUGGAUAUGAUCGUUGUACCGAAGCCGAAGUGCGUUGUAUUUCAAAGAAGAAAUGUGUGGGAAGCUCCGUUACUCGAGUCGCAGAUCGACUGGGAUGAUCUCAUGAAGCAAUCGAAGCCUCAUCCGUGCGUGAUGGUCGAAGCUAACGAUCCGUUGUACAUAUUGUACACAUCGGGGACCACAGGACAACCGAAGGGGAUUAUAAGGCCAAUCGGCGGUCACUUGGCGACACUCUGCUGGAGCAUGAAAACGGUUUAUGGAAUGAACAAAAACUCCGUAUGGUGGGUGGCCUCCGACAUGGGAUGGGUUGUCGGGCAUUCCUAUAUUUGCUAUGGUCCUCUCGUCUACGGCGCGACUAGCGUCAUGUACGAAGGAAAGCCAGACAGAACACCGAAUGCUAGUCAAUAUUUUAGAAUCAUUGAGCAACAUAGCGUAAACGCGUUAUUCUGCGUCCCGACUGCUCUACGAGUUAUAAAACGAGCGGAUCCGGAAACGCUCUUGGGAAAAAAGUACAUGUUAAAAUCUUUAAAAACGAUAUUCGUGGCGGGCGAGUUUUGCGAUUACGAAACGAAAGCCUGGGCCGAGAAAGCGUUCAAAGUGCCCAUCCUGAACAAUUGGUGGCAGUCGGAGACCGGACAUCCCAUCACGGCGCUGUGCCUAGGAUACGGUCACUGCGCCAAUUUGCCCAAGUUCAGUACGGGACUUCCUAUACCCGGAUACGAGAUACACAUCCUGCGCGACGACGGAAGCAAAGCGCAGCAGCACGAGCUCGGACGUAUCGCGAUAAAAUUGCCGUUGCCACCUGGAUGCAUGUCGACCCUUUAUCGCGCAUCCGAGAGGUUUAAGCAAGUAUACUUCUCGACAUUUCCGGGUUAUUACGAUACAAUGGACGCGGGGUACAUCGAUGAGUUCGGCUACGUUUACGUCACGGCGAGGGACGAUGACAUCAUAAAUGUGGCCGGCCACCGAAUAUCCACGGCUGCAUUGGAGGAUAUUAUUUUGGCUCAUAGUGACGUGGUGGACGCCGCGGUAGUCGGUGUGCCCGAUCACACGAAGGGCGAAGUGCCGCUAUGCCUUUAUGUUAGACGAGAAGACGCGAUAAGCAACGAGGAGGAGAUUAAUCAGGAGCUGGUUACGCGGGUGCGCAAUAUGAUCGGGCCGAUCGCGUCUUUUCGCGUCGCCGCCGCCAUCACCGCGCUACCCAAAACGCGCUCGGGGAAGAUAAUUCGUAAAUCGAUCGCCACCCUGGCGCGGUCGAAGCCAGUCAAGAUUCCAAGCACGAUCGAGGAUCCGACAGUAUUCCGCGAGAUCAAGGAAGUGCUCCAGAAGCUGGGCUACGCGAAGCUGGCUCCGGAUCCGCAGUGACCGCGCGAUUCGAGCAACAGGCGACUCCUCCGCGCACGCGACGUGAGAAGAUAAAAAGUAGGGAAAAGAAAAGAAGAAAUAAAGAAAGCACGAGAACGGACAACUUCCGGGGGAGAGCAAGCAAGUCGUGAUUCCGCGGGAGCGCGGCAGAACAUGGAGAUCCAAAUCUAUCUCCGUACAGGUUGUCCAACCUACUCGCGAUCGAGAAAAGGGACAUUCGUUUUCUCUCUCCCCCUCACUUACAUCCCUUCAUCGUUAUCGUUAAGAAAAAAAAACA